This is a messenger RNA of Microdochium trichocladiopsis, 767 nucleotides long. RefSeq lists its product as uncharacterized. The coding region runs from base 149 to 637 and encodes 162 amino acids. The transcript has a single exon. Lineage: Eukaryota; Fungi; Ascomycota; Sordariomycetes; Xylariales; Microdochiaceae. The record is from RefSeq and is a predicted model, not a curated record.
CAUCGAGGUGCGCGACUUCUACAAGCACAGCGCGCCACGCCACGCAAGCGUCGACGCGCUGUUGGCAGAUCUCGAUAAGGUCGCGGCUGGGGUUAAGGUCGUCCCCGCCAUUAUUGCGAAUGCUGCAGCCAGAGAGGGGGGCAACCCCAUGCACAGCUUUCACCAGCACCAGGUGAACAAAGACAAGUACUGUCUUUCAGACGAGCUCGCGAUCGACGAGUUUCGUCAGCUGCAUCGGAUCCUAGCUUCCGCGGCCAGCUGCAGAGAAGAGGCUCAGUCCGAGGCCGCAUGGAACGCGCUCGCGCACAGCCCGCUCCUGCACCAUGCCGUCGAGUCAUCCCAGUGUCCCCAAGUCACGCCUUUCAUCGCAACAACCGCCCGCAUCAUCCCGGCCCUACUUCCGCGCAACAUCUACACCGGACACGCCGUGGGCGGCCGGCUCGUCUUUUCACCAUCCAGUGAACCCCUUUAUGUUGCCGAGUCUCGAAGCCCAAAGCCAGGUGACCGGUCGCAUGAUCAACUACGUGGCAAAAGCACAAGCAUAGGGAUCCGCAUUGGCCAUGACAACAUCCUCUUCAAAGUAAGGCGGGGGAAUCUGGAGUUCCGUCAUCAGAUGCGCACACAAUACGGCAUUUGAGCUGGCUCACUUACCGCAUCAUGAUUCAAAGUCCUAGCGAGUUCUCGUUCACUCAGGUCCGGGUAACAGCCCGGGAAGAACGGAAAGUUGCCUUCAUGAGACACAGGCUUGUUAAUCGGCCGGUAACGGG